CUUACCAAUUUCUUAUUAUCCACUUUGACCAUCACCAUCCUCGUCGACCUCGUUAUUUACCGGUUACACCUAACCACACGCAUGCCAUCAUCCCAUACACAAUCACCAUGUACAGAACCAAUCACCCAAAGUGGAAGCUCACCCACAUUCUCUGUAUCCUUGGCCACCUCGGACUGAUAAUAGCCGGCGUCGUGGCCUUCAUCCACAACCUGGAGAGCGAGGCCGACAAUUUCGAUUCCGUAUCACCGCAACCAACGUCAAUAGUUAUGAACAUGUCGGAUGACCAGACGGUCAUUAAUGCUGAUACCAAGUCAUGUACCAUUGUACUGGUACAGGGCUUGGGCAAUGGUGUUGAUGGAAAGAGUGGAAGUGGGCAUAGCAAUUUUGGGAUUAUUGUCAAUGAGCUGUUACCGGUCGCUUCGGUCAUUGUGGGAACAAUAGGUCUGCUUCUCAACAUUGGAAUUUUUGCCGCUCUGCUCGCCGUCGAGAGCACCUCUGCCAAGGUCAAUCUCACAGAAGGCGAGCAGCACUGGCGUAAGAAGAUCGUAACAGUCUCCUGUUGCGUGUUUAAUUUGCUCCUUGCUGGUGCAGGGAUAGGGUUAGCGGGAGCCAUGGGAAUCAGGUUAUCUGGUGUUGGCGGUAGGCACUCGGGCAUGAGUGAAAGUGAAAGGAGUCUGAUUGCUCCUUUGGUCUUGGGUGCCGUGCAAGCGCCACUCUGCGUAAUAACGGCACUGUUUGACUUUAUCAAAAAUCAUCGAGAAGGACAAGAUCUCAUCGACUAGGUAGUUGGGUUACCUGUGAGCAAAAGGAGUCCAUGGUGUGGGGUGCAGACUGGAUGUAAAAGGGCGCUGUCUAUGGUUGCAUAUGGGUUCAAUUUGUUAUGAUGAUUUCACGGAGUUGGGCGGCAUACCUCUACUUAUUGAUUUGGUUCUUGGGAGGCCUCACUUGAAGAUUUGGAGCUGGCGGUAUCGGCGCUUUGAAGACAUGGAGUAAAGGGUUAAUGUGGAGGUCAUCACAAAA
Neurospora crassa OR74A is the source of this 1020-nucleotide messenger RNA. RefSeq lists its product as hypothetical. NCBI's taxonomy places the organism in Eukaryota, Fungi, Ascomycota, Sordariomycetes, Sordariales, Sordariaceae. The coding region runs from base 108 to 782 and encodes 224 amino acids. The transcript has 3 exons. The record is from RefSeq and is a predicted model, not a curated record.